GCAGCCGUGGGGGCGGGUGCUGGCGCUGGCGCGCGGGGCAGUCAUGGCGGGCGGCGGCCUGCCCAUCCGCCGGUACCGCCGGGACCUGGUGCAGGCUGUGAGGGAGCGGCCCUUCCUCAUCGUCACCGGCGAGACGGGCAGCGGGAAAAGCACCCAACUGCCCAAGUACCUCUUCGAGGCAGGCCUUGCCAAGCAUGGUGCCAUUGGCGUCACCCAGCCCCGGCGCGUUGCCACCAUCUCAGUGGCGCAGCGGGUGGCUGAGGAGAUGGGCUGUUCGUUGGGGAGUGUCGUAGGGUACCAGGUCCGCUUCGAUGACUGCACCACUGAGGAUACUGCCAUCAAGUAUAUGACUGAUGGCUGCUUAUUGAGGCAAAUAUUGGCAGACCCCCUUCUCAGCAAGUAUAGUAUCAUCGUUUUGGAUGAAGCCCAUGAGCGGAGCCUCAGCACUGAUAUUUUAUUUGGUUUGCUGAAGAAACUAUUUCUACAGAAGAAACCACCAAACAGGAAGACAGACAUGAAAGUGGUGGUGAUGUCAGCCACCCUGGAGGUAGAGAAGCUCUCGGAGUUCUUUGGACACUGUUCAGUGCUGCAUAUUCCAGGAAGAAGUUAUCCCGUCAAGGAGAUAUUCUGCAACCUGCUCAGCCCAAGGGAUGUAGGCAGCUCUGCAUAUGUGACAGAGGCGGUAAAAGUGACAUUGGAUAUCCACUUAAAUGAACCAGAAGGUGACAUCUUGGUUUUCCUGACAGGUCAAAUUGAGAUAGAAAGAGCUUGUGACUUACUUUUCAAGAAAGCAGAAUCUAUUGAUUACCGGUAUGAAGUACAUGAUCGGUCUGUUGAAGGCCUGCUUAUCUUACCAUUGUAUGGGUCAAUGUCAACAGAUCAGCAGAAAAGAAUAUUUUUGCCAGCUCCCACAGGCAUCAGAAAGUGUGUGGUAUCCACAAACAUCGCUGCAACGUCUCUGACAAUUGAAGGAGUCAGAUACGUAGUGGAUAGUGGAUUUGUGAAGCAGUUGAAUCAUAACCCCCGAGUUGGCUUGGACAUACUGGAGGUGGUUCCUAUUUCAAAGAGCGAAGCAAGGCAGCGAGCUGGCCGAGCUGGCAGGACAUCAUCUGGAAAAAGCUAUCGGCUGUACAGCAGAGAAUUCUGGGAGCAAUGCAUGCCUGAUCACACAGUCCCGGAGAUCAAGCGAACGAGCCUGACAUCUGUGAUCCUGACCUUGAAGUGCCUUUCUGUGCAUGAUGUCAUAAGAUUUCCCUAUUUGGACCGGCCUGAAGAAAGGCAUAUUUUAGAAGCUCUCAAGGAACUUUACCAGUGUGAUGCUAUUGACAGGAGAGGCCACGUGACAAGACUGGGUGAAUUCCUGGUACAGUUUCCCCUCCCGCCCAACCUGACCUGUGCUGUCAUAAAAGCUGCUUCUCUUGACUGUGAAGAUCUGCUGCUUCCCAUAGCAGCCAUGUUGUCCGUGGAAAAUGUCUUCAUCCGUCCAGGUGAUCCUCAGAAGCAAAAGGAGGCUGAGCUUCAACACCAGGAACUUUCCUCACAAGUAGGAGGAUGCAAUGACUUUGCAACCCUCUUAAAUAUUUUUGAACAGUGCAAAGCAAGCAAGUCUCCUUCAGCUUGGUGCCAGAAACACUGGAUCCAUUGGAGAGCUUUAAAAUCUGCUUUUAGUGUGGAAAAACAACUUCGGGAAAUAGUCAGUAAACUGAAACAGCUGCCAGACUUCCCUAAAGAGACAUUUGAAGGCUCCAGAACUGAAAUACUAAGAAGAUGUCUAUGUGCAGGAUACUUUAUCAAUGUAGCCAGGAGAUCUGCAGCCAGGACAUUCUGCACAAUGGACGGACAUGGCAGUAUAGUCUAUAUCCAUCCUUCAUCUACACUAUAUAACCAAGAGACUCUCCUCGAGUGGAUCAUCUUCCAUGAUGUCACAGUGACAUCCAAAAUCUAUGUCCGGACAGUGUGUCCUGUUCGCUAUGAAUGGGUCAAAGACUUGUUGCCCAGAUUGCAUCAAAUUGAUGCAUAUGAACUGAGCAGCGUGGCACGGGAAGAAGUAACUGAAGAGGAAAUAACCAAGUGGAAACAUAAGGAGGACCUUAAAAGGCAGUACGUGCCUGCAUGGUGUUUGCUUACUGGUUCUUGCCACGCUCCCGCCUUUUGGUUUAAUAUAGCUGACAGGAGCAGAACUUUAACUCAGAGUUGAAUAAAAGCAUUCUGAGUGUAACCAUUAUUUAAGUCUGCAGAGGGUACCUACCAUAGAUACCCAAAAUAAUACUGCCCUGAGAGAGAGAUGUCCUAAGGACUGGGGGGGACACAGGACGGACACCCAACCCGAAAACCCACCAAAUAAAAACCACAGAGGAAAAAGUACCACAUUUUGGUGAAUGUCUCAUUCUGACAAUGAAUUUAACGCCGUAUGUUUAAAUAGUCAGUUUUAAUUAAAACUGGUGCCUGCUAACUGAUCUGGCUGCUUGACAUUCUUUGAAUUCUUCUGUCAGCAGGUUUCAUAAAGCAGCCAAGUAUUCAGAGGGCCUCUUUGCUCCUGAACCGACCCUUCCAAAACAUUAAUUUAAUAUACGGGACAGGCACUGGCAAUAUAGAUUAUCUUCAGUCCCUUAAUAAUGGAGAAAAUGUAGACUUUUGUGCUCAGACCAGUGUCUCUUUCUGUCCUGCGUUAUUGUAUAAAACAAGCAUUUUAAAUGAUAAAAACAUGAAUUUGGUUAUAAAUUUGCUGGAGAGGAUACUUGCAGUAUUGGAUAAUGCAGAGGAGCCUCAUCUAUUUAUCUGAAGUCCAAGGAGCUGAGGUUUGUUCUCUUUGUCCCCCUUAACUUUUUUACUUCAUGAGGCAAUUGCAAAUUAAUUUGAGAUUAAUACUGACCUUACAAACAUUGUAUUCCUGGGAGCUUCAUAAAAAUAGGGCACUGAAUAGCUGACAAAGGCUUCAUUAGUGCCCAGUGGAAGGAAAGGCUGCAUCAUGAGCUGAGUUAUUACUUGACUCCAAGACAGAAUAAUUACAAAUAUUCCAAGAGUGAAUGCUGAUUGAUGCUCCUUCCUCGUAUCAAAGAAUCCGGUGGCCAGCCCCGGACCCCUGGGAACAGGCUGCAGUAGCUGCUUCAUUCACACAAUACUUGGGCUCGCAUAGUCUUUGAAUGAUUUUUACAAAAUUAUUAUUCUUAUUUUAAAUUUUAUUUUAAAAGGAAAAUAUUUUCUGCUUUUUCUUCCCUUGUGGGAGAAUGUGCAUUUCUAGUGGUGUCUGAUCCCACUCCUUUAUCUGUAUGUUAUCCUCCCUCUUCUUCCUACCUUCAGGAAUUUAUAAAGAUAGUUUAUUCCUAGUGUUUUUUUCCCCUGCUCCCACUGCUGUCCCUCACUUGCCUAAACCUGAGUUUGAGAUAUUUUUAGAGAAGAAAUGAGCGUGUAGAACACAAGACGCUUAGUAUCUGUUAAAAUGAAAAGCAAGAUAUACAUUUGGGGACAAGAUAAGCCCAGCUGCAAAUAUUGACAUGGGAGUUCAGGCGUGAUUUUUUUUUUUUUUCCUUUUGUUUUCCUCCCUGCUGUGGUACAGUCUGUCCUCCCUGGAAUUCAUUCAGAUGGCUGACUGGGACUUGAAAAACAUGUGAGAUUCUGUUCGGGGUUUUGGCGUAUUUUUACAAAUAGGAGGAAUUGUAAUGCUGUGGGGUUUUUUUGACACAGAAGUGUAUAUUUCUUUCUCUCCUCUCC
Molecule: messenger RNA, 3711 nt
Organism: Phalacrocorax carbo (great cormorant)
Lineage: Eukaryota; Metazoa; Chordata; Aves; Suliformes; Phalacrocoracidae
Source: RefSeq, a predicted model, not a curated record